Molecule: messenger RNA, 1111 nt
Organism: Lactuca saligna
Lineage: Eukaryota; Viridiplantae; Streptophyta; Magnoliopsida; Asterales; Asteraceae
Source: the annotation of a GenBank genome assembly
AUGUUCAAAGAAUAUGAGACCGAAGCUAACACAAACAAAGUUGUUGGUACAUUGGGUUACAUCUCUCCAGAGUAUGCAGCGAAUGGGCUUUUCUCAGUGAAAUCAGAUGUAUUUAGCUUUGGUGUUUUGGUGUUGGAGAUUGUGAGUGGGAAGAAAAACAGAGGAUUCUCUCAUCAAGAUCACCAUGAUAACCUUCUCGGGCAUGCAUGGAGACUUUACAAGGAAGACAAACCUCUGGAGCUGGUUGACACAGCCUUAGGAGACUCAUGGAUUGUUUCUGAAGUAUUGCAAUCAAUACAUGUUGGUUUAUCAUGUGUGCAACAACAUGCAGAUGAUAGACCAAUUAUGUCCUCUGUGAUUCAUAUGCUGAGUGGUGAGGGUGCACUACCUCCACCACAACCACCUGGCUUUUUCACACAAGUGCCUAACCCUGAAGUUAAGUCUAACUUAAUCAUGCCAGAAGUUUUGGUUUCAGUCAAUGAAGUCACAAUUACACAAUUUGAUGCUCGAUAAUUACAUAAAGGUGUAGACCCAUGAGCCAUGACCAAUUACCUAAUCUGUAUUCAAUGGUUUGCACACAAACCGCCUUUCUGUUUCCUUUUCUCUUGGUGAAUCGAGUAUGAAACAUCAAGAUUUCUCUUCACGUCCCUCCCAUGAUCUUAUUAUAUAUUCAAUGUGAUUAAGUACAGAGCUUAUAGAAAACCCAGUCCUGAUUUGGAACUUAAAUGACUUCAUUCUAACCCAUCAGAGUAGUAAGCAACAGCGAUAUCACAUACGAUCUGUAUAUAAAAGCUAACAUCUUGGUUAGCCACAAUUGAAAUGCGGAAGUAGGCUAUAACAAUAACAUAUUCAAAUUUAUGGUCUUGCAAACGACAUGUUUUCUUUGAGAACUUUCAACAAACACCUAAUGGGCAAUGUAGGUUACAAUCAACAAUCGGAAUCUAAUCAAGAUUGGGAAAGUUGCAGCAGAUUUAAUGUGAUGAUUCAGAUAUUAAGCAAUUCCUACCAUUUUACAGCCCCAUUACGAUUCACGGCUAACGAUCAAUAUCAAGACCGGGUCAUGGAGGACGGAUACAUGAAUUUUGUUUAAAUUGCCAGCUGGGCUUUUUCC